GCAAUAAAAUAUGAGGUCUGCAUUGCUGUGUGGGCGAGCACGCUCAACCGCAGCACACAAACAACAAUCAGUUGACAAGUUUGCGUGCCCUUUCAAGCGCUGUUUUGCAAGGGGGCAUCGCUGGCAUGCUCAGGGUCGCUGGGGCUGGCAAGUUCCCCGGCGACGCCAAUGCUGAAGCGGCGACGGCGGCGGCUGCCCGCGGGUUCGGGGGCUCUCGCCCUGGGCGUGGCGUCAGGGGCAGCAGUGGGACCGGGAGUAGACAGGGUGACGGGUUCGGCAGCGUCCGUGGCGGCCGCAGCGGCGGUCGCUCCUGGGGCGGCCGCAGCGGCUCUAGCGGCGGCCGUGGCCCUGGCUCCCGCGGCCCGCCGCCGCAAGUCGGGACCCGUGUGCCGCCGGCCUCACCCGAUGACGUGGCGGCCUGGGUUGGCACGGCUGACGGCGGCGACAGCGGUGGCGGGAUCAUGGGGCGCAUCACGGCGGCCACUCUAUGGCAGCAGCUUACAGCCAUUCUGGAGAGUGAGGCCGGCGCUGUAGCAGCCGCUGCAGCGGCAGCUGCCGCUACUGCUACUGCUACUGCUACUGCCGCUGCAUUUCCUGCUGCAGCGGCUACUGCUGCUGUGGGGUCCAUGGCAGCUAGCAGCACCAGCACCAGCAUCCCGCCGCCGGGCGGGGACAGAGCCGAGGAGGCCGCAAUGCCAGGCGAGGCCGGCGGCGGGGCGUCGACCCGUACCACGCCGCCGCCACCGCCGCCAUCAUUGGGCGAGCCCGAGCUGCUCCUACUGCUGUGGCGGGCGGUGUGCGGCUGCUUACAAACCUUCACAGACGGCUCCCUUCUGCUCCUGCCCCCGCCGCCGCUGCCAGUCGGCUCUCAGUCCGGCACUGGCGCUGCCCUGUUCCCGCACAUGCCCGCUCUCCCUGGUAGCACCGCCACCACCCACGCCGCCACGCCCAGCCCGUUUGGCGCUACUAUGGGUGGUGGCGGCGCAAUAGACGACCUUUUCUCAUUCAGCGCAUCCGGCGUCGAUCUCACAAACGGUUUGGGCACGGGCGCGGCCCGGGCGCCCCUGGCAGCGGCCGGGGCGGCGGUAACAACGGUGCCAAUGUGGACUGUUGCUCCCCUGGCGGGCAGUGGCGUGGCGCGACAGCGGUGCCUGCGGGCGCUGGCGGCGGCGCUGGCGCGACUGGCUCCGCGCCUGAGUCCUGCAGGUCUGGCGGCGGGGGUGCAGCUGGCGGCGCGGCUGGGCCAGGUGGCGGCUGGCGGCAACACAGGUGGAGGAGGCGGUGGUGGUGCAGGCGGUUAUGUACAGGAAGGGCACCGGCAGGCGGCGGGUGCGGCGGCGUGGGAGCUGGCGGCGCCCCUUUUGCAGGCGACGGCGGCCACGGCCGCGGCAGCGACGGCGGCCGCGGCAGUGACGGCAGGUGCAGGGGAUGGGGGCCCGGCGCUGGUGGCGGUUGCGCCUGAAACGGCGACGGCACUGGUGGAUGUGUUGGUGGCGCUGCCGCUGCUGCAAGCACUGGAGCCGGAUCAUGGGCCGGGGAGCCAUCAGCAGGCAGGACUGCAGGCGCAGCAGCAGCGGCGGCGACCUCCGCAGCAGCAGCACGACGGGCAAGGAGACAGGCCCAGCGAGGCCUGCCCCCUGUCGAGGCGGGUGCUGGAGACGGCGCUGGGGACGCUGUGUGUGCGGGCGGGCGCGGUGGCGCCGAGUACACGCGAGCUGGCGGUGUGCUUGGCGGCGGCGGCGCGGUGCGGGCUGGCGCCGCCGCCGGCCUGGCUGGCGCUGCUUCAGUGCGAGGUCCGCAGCCAGCUGCUGCUGCUCACGCCGGCGCAAGGGGCAGUGCUGCUGGCGGCGGUGCAGGGGCUGGAGAGGCACGCGGGCGGGAGCGGCGGCCGAGGGGCGGCGGGGAUGCCGGCACCGCUGGUCGCGCCAGCGUGGGCGGACAUGGUCUGGCGCGAGGUCAGGGGCCGGGCAGGCGCUGCUCCUGCUGCUGGUGGCGGCGGCGGUCCUAGUUGCGGUCUUGGUCUUGGGUUUGGUUUUAGUGGUGGCGGCGUUGGCGGAGGUGUGUUUGGGCCCCAGGCGCUGGUGGAUCCGGACCUUCAGGAGCUGGGCUGGUUCGCGGAUGCAGGCCUGCUGCUCAUGCCGCCGCCUCCGCUUCCGCCGUCACCAUCGGACACACCGCAGGAGUUGGGCGGGCAGGGCGGCGCAGGAGCAGGGGACGGGCACGGCGGCCGUGAGGACCCCGUGGGGUGGCUGGUGCAGCACCUGGCGGUCCGCACUGCGCGGCAGUGGCUGCUGCCCACGGAGGCAGCGGCGCCGCAGGCAGCGGGACCGGGGCCGCAGGAGCUGGUGGCAGUGCUGGCGGCGCUGGCGCGCGUGGCGCCAUUCGCAGGCGCCGCCGCGACCGCAGGCAAGGACGCAGGUGGCGGUGCAACUGCCACGGACAGUGCCGGCGCAGGCGCAGAUGGUGGUAUGGUUGCGGACGCUGCUGCUACGCAGCUGGGCGGCGGAGCUGGGUGGCGGCAGGAGCUGCUGGCGGCGGCAGUAGCGGCAGUGCUUCAGUGCCUCGGCGGCACGCCUGCACUCGCCGCGCCUGCACCCGCCGCCCAACCUGCUACUGCCGAACUUGCUUCCAGGGCUGGCUGUAGCAUGGAGUGGCUACAGCUGGCGCAGUGCACGGAGGCGCUGGCGGCGCUGGCGCAGGCCGCGGCGGAGGACGAAGCGCAGGGCAACCGGGCUGCUGCUGCGGUGCCGACGGGCCCUGCUACUGCUGCUACUGCUGCUACUGCUGCUAGUGCGGGUUCUGCUACUGCCGCCGCUGUGGGUAGCGCUAAGCUGCCAGACCUGGAUGCGCUGGUGUGGCGGCUGCAGCAGGCGCUGCUGGAAGCUGCUGCGGCGGCGGGCAGCCGGGCGGCAGUAGCUACGAUGGCUGCGGCGGUAGGCCCCGGCGAGCUGGUAUGGCUGCUGCGGGCGGAGGCUGCGCUACUGCGGAUGCAGGAGCUGUGGCCGCGGCAAGCGCACCACCUGCCGCCAGCACGUGGCCUUGCCCGACGGCUGCUUGCGGCGUUGAUUGCACCCUUGUUGAGGCAGGCGCCUCUGGCCCAGGCGGCACACAACCCGGCGUCACAUGCGGCCGCUGCUACUGCUGCCGCCGCCAUGCCGCCCGCGCAGCUGCUACAGCUGCUGGCGGCGGCGCAGCAUCCCUGGACGGCGGGGAUGUUCGACGGCGAGCUGUUGGCGGCCGGCAGCAGCAGCAAUAGCAGUAGCAGCAGUAGCAGUAGCGGUAGGAGCACUAGUCGCAGUGGCGAAGCCGCUGCAGCAGGCAGAUUGACGGUGCCAGCCCAGGCCGCCUCGGCCCGUGGAGUGGUGGUCACUGCGCUCCUGGACUCCCUUCCACUGACGACCGCUUCCGCCGGCGCCCGUGGUGAUGCGGCGGCGGCGGCAGCGGCGGCGGCGGCGCUCGACCUGGCCGUUGCGCUGCUGCCAGCGGCCGUGCAUGCGCUGCGCACGCCGGCUGAUGCCGUGGCGGCGCUGCGCGCGGCAGCGGACCGACAACAGCGCCACCAGCGGCAGCAGCAGGCGCUGCAGCAGCAGGGCCAGCGAACGGGGCGGCUGAGGCAGGCCGACGCGCUGGCGGCGGCGGCGUUGCCGGCAGCGCUGUCACGGCUGCUGGCACUAGCGAUACCGCCGCCGCCGCACCAGGAGCCCGGCUUCAUGGACGUCGGCGCCGCCGCACCGGCGCCAGCGGCGCUGGUGGCGCCGGAGGUGUGGUGUGAGGCGCUGGCGGCGCUGCUCGACGGCGUGCGUGCGCUCGACCCCGCCAACGCCAAAGCCGCCUCCUCCACCAGCAGCCCUGCCGCGGCGGUGGGUGCCCCGGCGGGGCCCCGACGCGCCGCCACCUCAUCCGCCGCCGCCGCAGGUUACUUCGCCUGGCCGCCGCAGGCCUUCUCUCCACCACCUCCGCCUCCGCCGCUGGUGCAACUGCGGCGGCUGUGGGGAGCGCUGGAUCGCUGCUGGCCGCUGAUGGCUCCAGGCCAGUUGGUGCGGGUGUUGGGGCUGCUGGCGGACCUGCACGCGCCCCUGAGCGCCAUGUCCUCGAGGGGCGCGGCGGCGGCGGGCGGCGAGCCGACGGCGGCGGACUUACAGGCGCUGCAGCGCGCCGUUGCAUCCCGCAUGGCUGACAUGACGCCGACGGAGCUGGCGGAGGCAGUGACGGCGACGGCACGGCUGCCAGCGGCGGCGCCGCCGUGUGAUGAGUGGCUGGCGGCGCUGACGACCGUACUGGCGGCGCCGCCACCGCCGCCGGCGCCGCUGGCGGGCGGGCUGCAGGGCUUGCGCGCGGCGGAGGCGCUGGCGCUGGUGCUUGCGUGUCUGGACAUGAAGGCGGCGGCGCCGGUGACGGCGCGGGACGCGGUCAUGGUGCCUGUGCUGCCGCUGCUGGAGCAGCUGGGGCUGGCGCUGGUGGCGGACCACGGGCCGCCCGGGCCGGUGAGGGACGCAGCCAAAGCGCUGCGGGCGGCGCCGGAUGAGGCUGCAGCUGCUACUGCCGUUGCCGCCGCCGUCGCGGGGGCUGCUGCGGCGCCCGCUACACCCGCAGCGCCGUCACCGCCACAGCCGACGCGGCCGCUGCCGCCGCCGCCCUCGUGUGGCGAGCUGUGCCGGCUGCUGCCACGGCUAGCAGCCCUGGCGACCCACCCCGCCACCGCCCAGGCGAUGGGGAGCGCCGCGGCCCCGAUGCUGUCGUACUUGGCGGCUGUGGGCUUUGCCGGCGCCGGACCCGCCGACCUGGCGGCGUGUGUGUCGGGUCUGGGUCGCCUGCUGGUGCUGCCGGGCGGGCACUGGGUGGCGGCGCUGUGCGAGGCCACGCGGCCGCUGCUGCUCAGCCGCGGCACCAGCUUGGCCGAGCUGGCGGCGCUGUCACACGCCAUGGCCACUGCGCUGCUGCUGCCGCCGCCUCAAUGGCAGCGAGACCUGGAGGCCGCCACGGCACAACGCAUGGCCCGAGCGGCGGCCGAGGCGGCGCAGUUGGCGGCGGCAGGUGUAGCCGAGGCCCCUGGUUCUGGGAGAGGCGGCAGCAGGAGCGCGGGCGGCGGCGGCGGCGGUGGCGGGGGACUGCGCAGCGCGGCUGACCUGAAGGCCCUGGACCAGCUGCUGACGGCGCAGGCGCUGUGGUGGCGGCUCAGUAGCGGCAGUAGCACCAGUAGCAGCAGCAGCAGCAGCAGCAGCAGCAGCAGCAGCAGCAGCAGCAGCAGCAGCAGCAGCAGCAGCAGCAGCAGAAAGGACAGCGGAGCAGAAGCCGCAGCAGUCACAGAGCUGCGGCCGUCUCCGGGCUGGUUGGAUGCGUUGGUGGAGUGUGCGGCGGCGCUGAUGGCGGCGCUGGGUCCGGCGGCCAGUCCGCAGUCGGCUCUGGCUGGACUGCCGUACACGCUGCACGUGCUGGGACACGACCCGGGCCCUGACUUCAUCUCCGCACUGCUUGCCGCGUGCAGCCGCUACCUGCCGCUGCUGCCGCUAGCCAGGGACCCAGGCCUUGCACACGAACACACAGCCCCCGGCGCCCCCACCCCCACCCUCAGCCCCACCCCCAACGCCAACCCAGGCGGCGGCGGCGGCGGCGGCACGCAACAGCAGCAGGCGCAGGAGGCGGCGGGGCCUCAUGUGGUGGUGCAGGUGCCUGCCUCCGCGCCCGCCUUCACGGGUCCGCAGCUGUCGCGGUUGGCGCUGGGGCUGGCGGGUCUGGGCUACCAGCCCGAGGACGCCUGGGUCAGGUGCCUGCAGAUGGAGUCGGCUCUGCGGCUGUCGGGCUGCGACCCGCACGAGCUGGCAGACCUGCUGGAGGGACUGCUGCUGCUGGCGGAGGGCUGCGAGGCAGGCGGCGGCAGUAGCAGCAGCAGCGCUAGCGGCAGUAGCAGCACCAGUGGCAGUAGCGGCGAGGCCCAAUGGGUGGACUCCCGCCUGGUCCCGGCCUUCCUGGGGUGCUGGUGGGCGGCGGCGGAGAUAGCGAUGCACAACGACACGGCAGUGGCGGCGGCCGCACUGGAGCGCAGGGCCCGGCGUGUGGACCUGCGCCUCGCCACCGCCAUGCGGGCCGAGCUGCGCGCGCGCCUGUCCGACCGCUCCGGCGCCGGCGCCGCCUGGGGCUACUGGUCGGAGCAGCUGCCGGGGCUGGACCCGGACCGGCUGUUCGAGAUGAGCGACCAGGACAUCGAGGCCGAGCUGGCGGCGCUGCAGUUCCCGGUGUUUGACGCCGGCAUGGCGCUGGCGGCCGCGCAGGAGGAGCAGCAGGCAGACCAGCAGGAGCAGGAAGAACAGGAGCAGGAGCAGGGAAGGACGGGCCGAUGGCGCCGCCCGCAGCCCGACGGCGGCAGUGGCGGCGGCGGCGGCCCAAUCAAGGAUGGUAACAAGGUGUCGUUUGAUGUGGGCAUGCCCGUGCUACAGCGCUACACACUGUGGGCCAUCCUGCGAGGCGGCGGCAGUAGCAGCACUGCAGCAGGGGAGGCGAGCGAGCCGGCAGGCCGCAUCCCGGGCCCGCUGCCGGAGGGCGCGGCCGCCUGGGUGGGCAGCCUGGCGGUGCGGAGUGUGGCGCUGCUGUCGGGGCCGCGUGCGGCGCCGGCGGCUGACGGGCGGCUGACGGCGGCGCAGCUGCAGCAGCUGGCGGCGGCGGCGGCGGCGCCGGGCUCGGCUGUGGUGGUGGCGCCGCCGGCGUUCUGGUUGGAGAGCAUGUUGGCGUGUCAGGCGGCGGCGAUGAUGCUGGGGGCGUACGGUGGGGCCGGGUCACUCAGCCUUGCAGAGUACGAGUCGGCGGUGGGGCAUGACGCGGAUGGAGCUGAGGCAGGCGAGCCGUGGCGGCGGCAGCUGCUGCAGCGGCGGGCGGCGGCGGCGCAGCGGGCAGCGCUGCUGCAGGCGGCGGCGGCGCAGCGGGCAGCGCUGCUGCAGGCGGCGGCGGCGGCGCGGGCGUGGGCCCUGCCGCCGGUGCCCGAGUGGGGCGAAGCCUUCCUGCGUGCCUCGCGCCUCGCCUUCCUGUCGCCGCCGCCGCCGCCGCUGCCCCAGCCCUCGCGCCAGUCUUCUCCUCCUGCCGCCGGCGUGGGCCCCGGCGCUUCAGCUGCAGACGCUGCUGACACAGCAGCUGCUGUCACCGGCCCCGGCGGCGGCGACGGCAGCGGUGGUGAUGGCGGCAGUGGCGGCUCCGCCAGCUGUUUGUCGGAGCUGCUUCAGCUGCUGCUGGCGGCCGUGGCACUGGACAUGCAGCCGGGCGAGGGCUGGCUGCGGGCGGCGGAGGCGACCAGCGUGGACCUGAUGCGCGGCGGCGGCGGCAGCGGCGUCGGCCCAGAGGAGGCGGUGGCGCUGGUGCUGGCGCUGCAGCGGCUGGGGCACACGCCCAGCCGGUUGUGGGCUGAGGCAGUGCUCGAGCGCAUGGCACAGGGGCUGCCCACACCCACACAGCUUUCCGAACCCGGAGCUCCCGGAGCUUACGCAACAGCGGCGCCGUCCGUAACCGGGAAUCCCGCACCAAUGUUAGGAGCAGCAGCAGCGGCAGCAGAGGCUGCAGGGGCGGCGGCCCUGCUGCCGCCCGCGAGUGUGGCGGGCGUGGUGGUGGCGCUGGCGGCGAUGCGGGUGCGGCCGAGUGACGGCUGGGUGGAGGCGGCGCUGGCGGCGCUGCAUGAGAGGCACGGCGAUCUGCCUGCGCCGCUGCGUGCGCGGCUGCUGGCGGCGCUGCCCCAGCUGGACGUGACGCCCUCGGCUGUGUGGCUAGGCCCGGCCGUGGAGGCGUUCUGGGAGGGCGUGCCGCUACUGCUGGAGCCCCUGCGGCAGCGCCUGAGGCAGCUGUCCAGAGGCGGGACAGAAACAGGGGCAGCAGCGGGGGCAGCAGCGGGGGCAGCAGGAGCCAGCAGCGACACACAGCCGGGGUUGGAGGCGGCGGGUGAAGGUGCGGGUGCGCCUGGCGACGCCGCAGCUGCAGCGCUGGUGGCGCCACUGGUGUCUGGCCUGACGGCCGUCAGCGAGCUGGGGGUGCCGGUGAAGCAGCAGCAGCUGACAGCGUUGCUGGGCCGCCUCUCAGACCUCAUGGCGCCGCCGCCUACGGCUGCCGCUGCUGCCGCUGCCGCUGCCGCUGCCGCGGCACGCAGCCCGGGCGCCGCCACCACGUCGUCUGCCGCAGCGACCACAACAGCGGCGGCGGCCACGCUGGCGGCUGCGGAGGUGGGCCGGGUGCUGGUGUGCCUGGCGGCCAUGCGGCGCGCCACACCCAGCCGGGCCAACCAGAGGGUGCUGGACUCACUGUUCGCGGCGGCGGCGGAGCGGCUGCCGCUGUCGGGGCCGCUCACGGCGGAGCUGCUGGAUGCGUGGGACAAGCUGGUGCCUCCGUGAAGUUAGCUGGAUGCAAUGUGGGCGUUUUAGAGAAAGAUGGCGUGGUGGUUUAGCUUAUAGGGCGUGGGGUCAGCCGGUGCGGCGGGAUUGCGGCAAGUGGGUGGGGGUUCUGGCACUCGGGUUCUGGCGUCUCCUCUCCCCAUGUGGGGACCGGUCCGCUCGGACGGAGCCUUGCAUGGCGUGCUAUCUGCAGCGGCAGGCCGGACGUUCGGCUACCACGGUGCCACCGCCGCUACUGUACUGCAGCUAGUACUGCGGCGGUCGGCGAGGCUGCAAGGGGGACCCAGCGGGGACCUCCAGGCGGGCCGGCAAGGUGGGCACGGCGACCAGGAAGCCUUUCCCGCCCGGGACAUUGGAACGCGCAUUCGGGCCUCCUGCUGAUGCCGGUACACACCUCAGUACUCCCCAAACAUUUGGGCUCAUAGGAUUGCAAGCGCGCUGCUUGUGA
This is a messenger RNA of Chlamydomonas reinhardtii, 8811 nucleotides long. RefSeq lists its product as uncharacterized. Bases 126 to 8363 code for a protein of 2745 amino acids. The transcript is spliced from 9 exons. NCBI's taxonomy places the organism in Eukaryota, Viridiplantae, Chlorophyta, Chlorophyceae, Chlamydomonadales, Chlamydomonadaceae. The record is from RefSeq and is a predicted model, not a curated record.